CUCGCGAGGCUUCUGCCGGCACCCCGGGGGGCUCCGUCCGCCGGUCGCCGGGGCGGAGCGGCGGGUAUGGCUGCCCUGCGCAGCCUCCUGCGGUGGCGCCGCCGCUUGGGCCCCUCGCCCGGUCCGCAGCCGGUGCGGCGGCUGUGGUCCGGCGGCGGGGCCGGGGCGGCGGCGGUGAGGCGGUGGCGGCGGGAGCUGGGCUGCGCGGCUGGGGGGGCUCUCGCCGGGUAUAUGGGGUACCGGCUGUCCGAGCGGCGACGGGAGCCCCCCCGGGAGCCGGCAGCCGCCGAGCCGGGCGGGUCCCGGGCGCUGCUCCCCAUCCCCGUGGCGGCCGCUGCCAGGGAAACGGUUGCAGAAAACAGAUCAGACCCUGAAGAUUUACAUCUUUAUGCAACUCCUCGGGAGCAACGGUUUCGUAGGUUUGCCAGUUUAGAAUUUGAAGGACAGCUCUAUAUGACUCCAUAUGACUUCAUUCAGGCUGUCACAAAUGAUGAACCCAAAUGUGCUAAAAAGUGGCGAUCCCUUUCAAAGCAGGAACUGAAUCAGAUUCUUAUGGAGACACCACCAGUUUGGAAAGGAUCAUCCAAACUUUUCCGAAAUCUUAAUGACAAAGGUGUGAUAUCUUACACAGAAUAUUUAUUCCUCUUAUGUAUUUUAACAAAGCCACACGCAGGUUUUAGAAUCGCUUUCAACAUGUUUGAUACUGAUGGCAAUGAGAUGGUGGACAAAAAGGAAUUCUUAGUGCUACAAGAGAUUUUCAGGAAAAAAAAUGAGAAGAGAGAAAGAAGAGGAGAUGAAGAAAAACGUGCAAUGCUGCGUCUUCAACUUUAUGGAUAUCAUACUUCUACUAACAGUGUUCUUAAAACAGAAGGAGACGACCUUGUCCCCAGAAGCUAUUGGGAUACUUUGAGACGUAGCACAAGCCAAGCACUCUUUUCGGACCUUGCGGAGCGGGAUGGUCUUUCAAGUUCACUGUCAGAUACCACACUGCUUGUACACUUUUUCGGCAAAAAAGGAAAAGCUGAAUUGAACUUUGAGGAUUUUUAUAGAUUUAUGGAUAACCUACAAACUGAGGUUCUAGAGAUAGAAUUCCUCUCCUACUCUAAUGGGAUGAACACCAUCAGUGAGGAGGACUUUGCCCAUAUUCUUCUGAGGUAUACAAAUGUGGAAAAUACAUCCAGUUACCUGGAAAACAUGCGCUGCAGGAUUCCUGAGGAAAAGGGUAUCACAUUUGAUGAGUUUAGAUCAUUUUUCCAAUUCUUGAACAACCUGGAAGAUUUUACGAUUGCAAUGCAAAUGUAUAAUUUUGCGAGUCGUUCCAUAGGUCAAGAUGAAUUCAAACGUGCUGUAUAUGUAGCCACAGGUGUGAAGCUUUCUCCACAUUUGGUGAACACAGUGUUCAAGAUUUUUGAUGUCGACAGAGACGACCAGUUGAGUUAUAAAGAAUUUAUCGGUAUUAUGAAAGACAGACUCAAUCGAGGGUUUAGGGGCUACAAGCCUGUACAGAGGUACACUACUUUCAAAUCCUGCGUGAGGAAGGAGCUCUAUAGCAGAUAAAUGACGGAGACUCCAAAGUAUGGUUGGAAGGAAUAUUACUCUUGUGUGAUGACUGUAACCAGUGAACAUCUCAGAGAUCUAUGGAAGCAAUUUCGGAGACGAGAUAUGCUGAGAUAAAGGAAGGAAGAAAGAAGGAAUAUCUGCACUGGGUAGAACUACUACUCCCAUGAAUUCUUAAUGAAGAAUAAACUAACCCAGGUGAAUUGUGAAUCUUCCAGCUGCAGUAGAAAACAUGGGAUUUAAUGCAGUGAUCAACAGCUCUUACAACUCCUUUUCAGUAUUUUAUUUAAAAAACGAACUAUCACCUGAUUGGCAGAAGCCUUUUUUUUAAGAACAUAUUUUGAAUAUUGUUUUUUCAGGUUAUGUUUGUCAUUUAAAAGAAAACAAAAAUAAGCGUUACACCUGGGUAGGCAGGUGUUUUGGCAACAAACUGCCCACAUCAGCUUAGACUGUGAAUUUGCUCUCAGUUUGUGCUAAAUUGAUAAUGAGAAAACGUUAUAUACAAGUUGAAUGUACAAAUUAAGCUCCUAGAAGCUAACAGAGCUGUUAUUUUAAAAAGUAUAAAGCUGCCAUGGUUAUAAUGUGAAUGACGGGUAUUUACCUAGGAAUGGUACUGUAUGGACUAUAAUGUUCAGAUUUUCCAAGUCUUACUAUUGUGUUUAUUAAAUUAUCCUUAAAAAAAAAGUACAGAUUUUAAGAUGUCUUACAAGCAGUUAUGUUGAAGAAAAGUCAAAAUGUUCAAAUUCACAUAAAGUGAAUACUACUUUGUAGUAUUUAUUAUAGAAUUUAUUGCCAUAUGUAUAAAUUCACUGGUAUAUUUCUGGUAGAGUAAAACUUCUUGUGUUUCUUGUGAAUAGUGCACUUUUAUACGAAGUAAGAUGUGGCACUGAAUAGAAAUUAUAGUUAUCUAACUUGCUACUUUGGAAUGCAGUAUCUGAAAAAUAGAUUAAUAACUUGUGUCAAACAAAAAAACAAAACAAAACAUGAAUGCAUGCAGCAAGACACAGCAACACUCACCAAGUGAUAUUAUUUGAAUAUUAUACAUCAAAUAGUAGACAUAAAUUAGACCUUACAAAAGCAAUCAGUAGGCACCAUGACCUUUCAUGCCUUUCAAGUUUAGAUGUUACUGAAACAGUGAUGAGGACACUGUCACAUUCGGUUUUCAUUCUCUAAAGUUUUUCUUUGCUAUUCAGCAGUAGUGUUUUCCUUACUCCCUUUCAAGAUUAUUGUUAGGUGGUGUGAAUUAAACCCAAUCAAUCACGAACAUGUAUUUCUUAUCUCCUCCUUGAAAAGGUUCACUAGCCAUUAAAUAAGUCAGUAUCUAUUUAAGAACAAUCUGUGCCUUGAAUCUGUGCCUAUUUUAGCUGAAUACACACACUAAAACUAAUGUCAGUAAAUUGUUAUUGAAAAGGCAGAUACUGGGUGGACUAUGAAAAUUAAAAUAUAACCAAAAAAUGGUUUUAAAUCCUCUAUUACUCAAAAUACAUGUAAGCAAACACUUCAAAAUUGUAUUUAGUGCACACGUUGCUCAGAUACCAUCUUACAUUACAUAUUGAAUAGAAAAGAUGUGUAGCAUCUGUGUAAGUACACUUACAUUCAGAAAUGUGUAAUUUAUAGUAAGAUUUAUCUCUGCUAAAAAAUCAAAACAAAAUCCAAAGGAAGAUAUUUUUUUAAGAAAUUCCAAUCGGUAAUCUUAGAAAUAAAAAAAUGUGCUAGGUGUGGCUCUUUUUCUGAGAAAAAGCCAGUUCAGAAAGCUUUUGAAGAAUGCUACUUUAGUUAAAAUUUCAUUAUAAAUACUUAACAAAUUUCCACCAUGGCAUCCUUAAACUACUGACAACUAGAAAAAUAAAAUCAAUUGGGAUAAAGACACGACAGCACAUGGAUAGCCUGCAAUCCCUGUGCUAUCAUUUAGGGAAUUAAUUGUAUUCAAGGUGUCGUCUUGGUACGCAGAACUGUCUGAGUGCUUCUUUAUUGACAGGGUUCCCCUCCUUCCCUGUCCCUCACCGCUGCCUGUUCACAGAGACCCCCCGCUCUGAGGAAGCAGCAGCACCAUCAUCAUCCAGCUCCUCCACUGCCCAAGGCAAUAGUGCACUUUGCUUUUACGGCUGGCUUGAGACAAUUUUAUCAUUUUUCUAUAUAUUUCCUAACUAUAGUCACUUAAUAUAAAAUGGAAUGUGAAAGUGGCAGAUUAGUUUUUAAGAAUAUUUUUCUCAUGUUUAAUAAUAAGUUAUUUAAUAUAAAUAUGAAUAUAUGCAUAUGAUAGUCUUGUUUAUUUCAAAAUAAAUGCACUUGAAACUAA
This is a messenger RNA of Columba livia (rock pigeon), 3856 nucleotides long. RefSeq names its product mitochondrial calcium uptake family member 3 (gene MICU3). Gene Ontology annotation, biological process: calcium import into the mitochondrion; mitochondrial calcium ion homeostasis. Gene Ontology annotation, molecular function: calcium ion binding. The coding region runs from base 67 to 1557 and encodes 496 amino acids. Gene Ontology annotation, cellular component: uniplex complex. NCBI's taxonomy places the organism in Eukaryota, Metazoa, Chordata, Aves, Columbiformes, Columbidae. The record is from RefSeq and is a predicted model, not a curated record. The transcript is spliced from 15 exons.